This is a messenger RNA of Geodia barretti, 1393 nucleotides long. The record is from the annotation of a GenBank genome assembly. NCBI's taxonomy places the organism in Eukaryota, Metazoa, Porifera, Demospongiae, Tetractinellida, Geodiidae.
CGCGCGCACACGCGUUUACGCUUUUGUUACAUAGUGCGCAUGCGCAAUUCGCGGCAGAAGAUGGUGGACGAAGUAACGAAGAAGAGGUUGGCCUCUAUUCCUCUGCUGCGGACUCGGGCAGGGCCGCGGGACGGAGACCAGUGGGCCACCAGACUCAAGGAGGAGUACACGAGCCUCAUACAGUACGUGAGCCAGAACAAGGACUCGGACAACGACUGGUUUCGGCUGGAGUCCAACAAGGACGGCACCAGGUGGUUUGGCAAGUGCUGGUACAUCCACAACCUCCUGAAGUAUGAGUUCAACGUCGAGUUUGAUAUUCCUGUCACGUAUCCUACAACAGCGCCAGAGAUAGCUCUGCCUGAACUGGACGGGAAGACAGCCAAGAUGUAUAGGUAUAUACACCUCACAGUCUGUAUCUGCCAAUACGAUCCUCUGUGUGUUGUGCUGCAGAGGAGGUAAGAUAUGUCUCACUGAUCACUUCAAACCUCUGUGGGCGAGGAACGUACCAAAGUUUGGAAUAGGACAUGCUAUGGCACUGGGGCUGGGACCAUGGCUGGCGGUGGAGAUACCAGAUCUCGUACAGAAAGGCCUCAUUCAACAUAAACAGUCCGCAUCUCAAUGACCAUAUAAUCAAUCACACGGUGUAUUGGUAUUGUCAUUAAAUUUUUCAUGGAAAUCAUAAAGUAAAAAAUUAUCACAGGAUUUUGAUACCAAAAAGUGACAUGUAUAGACCCAUUGUAUUAAGGCAUGGGACGAGCUGUUUGGGUGGUGUCAGUCAUCAGUGGUUCCACCGUCCCACUGGAGGAUGUUCUUGAGUUCCUCCACCAGAGUCUCGUGGCGGUAGGCCACUCUGAUGUUGGGGACAUUGGUCCGUGUGAUGUCGUUCCCAGCCGGUCCCUCUUCGUUGUAGUUUACCCCCAACCAGUGCUGUUUCACGCAGUCCUCGAAGCUGCUCAUGAGUACAGAGUUCUUGGCCAGCUCACACAUGUCCACUGCAUUCAGUUUCCACACCUGAGCUGCUAUACUGUACUCCUCCAUCAGCGGCUCCUGUGUCACACAUAUAUACACAGGCACAGUGCUCAUGGAAGCUAGCACGCAUGAUGUUUCAAUGACAAGGUAAUGAGGUAGAAAGGCAAGGCAACAAGUCAACUACGUAUGUACGUGCAAACUACGUAACUGCUUUUGGAUGCAAAGGUGGACAAAAAUUAAUACUCUCGGCUAUAUUUUAGCACAGUGGAGGCUAGCAUUUAUGCUCUGUUUGUGUUCCCGACAGUCCAUUGACUGUACAGGACCUUGACUCGUGCUUUGUGCACAAGUGUCCUCUAUUCAGUGGUUAGAACUGGUUCAAACACUAAUAGAGACCCCCAGUCUACACUACUAUAAGUAUGAGAGA